CCUCCAGCCCCAGUGCGCGCCGCCGCCGACGCGCUCUCGACGCCAUGGCGGGUCUGGAGCUGCUCUACCACUCGGUGGUCCGGGACCUCGUCUCCCCUCAGGAUGCCCUGGUCUGUUUUGUUCACUGGGAGCUCGUUCGGGCCGGCUACAAGUGCCUCGGGACCGGGGACCAGGGCUCAACUGAUGAGAAGAAGAAGGAGCUGUUACCUGUGGGCUGGAAUGGCAAUCAGGAGCUGUACACAUUGCGUUAUCGUUCCGACAACAAUCAGAAAGAACUUCUACUAAAGGCAAUCUCUGUAGAUGCCAGUCUUAUCAUUAAUGUUAUGAAUUGCCAGUCUGAACAGGUUGUAGAUUUAACAGUGCAUUUAGAUGACUAUAUCAGCUCAGAUCACCUGCAGCAAUAUGACAGAGUUUUCAAAAAGAAAGAUGAGUUACGGCACCUUGUUGAAUCGGUGAUCAUUUCUCCUUUAGAUGGGAUGAAACAGAGGACGGCAGGAGGGUCCCAGAGAGAAAAGAAGUCAGUCCAGCCUGCUCCAAGUGCUCAACCACGCACCGACACCAGCCCACUCUACAUCCCUCCCAGUAUCCCACAGAGGCAAUCUCCCUGGUCUGACCCUAUGGCACCAUUUGCAACAGGAGGGGAUGAUCUCGACCCAUUUAGUGACCGAAGAGGUGGAAUGAUUGUAGAUCCUUUAAGGUCCGGUUUGCCGAGAUCUGGCUUUGACCCAUCAUCGGGAAUACCAGGACAACUUCCUCCGGGAUCAGUGCCCCCUGGAGCCAGGUUUGACCCAUUUGGACCAAUUGGACGUGGCCGUGCUGGCCCUGACCCAGACCACCUUCCUCCUCCAGGAUACGAUGAUUUAUUCAUGUGAUAUUCCACCUCUCCUUUUAUAUGUUUGGUUUCAAGAAACCUCGAGCGUCGAUCACAAUUUGGGGAAUCUGCGGCCUUUGCUACCUUUGAUUAAUUGGAUACUUUACGAACUGCUACCUGCUCUUGUGUGUCUCUCUCUGAAGAACAGCUUCAGCUGAACUGGUGUGGUCGAUAAACUCAACGAGUGAAACUCCUAGGCACAGCCAACUAACACAUGCCUCAAGUACUGACUUGCUACAGUCCACCCAAGCAGUUGUCACUGUGCGAUUUUCUUCUGGAAGGCAGGUGACAUUAAGUGCAUAAGAAUUUGGGUUUUGGUGAUCCUGUUAAACAUAAUAAACUGAUGUACAAUCAAGAA
This is a messenger RNA of Pristis pectinata (smalltooth sawfish), 1229 nucleotides long. It is a transcript of the gene psmf1, whose product is annotated as proteasome inhibitor subunit 1. NCBI's taxonomy places the organism in Eukaryota, Metazoa, Chordata, Chondrichthyes, Rhinopristiformes, Pristidae. The transcript is spliced from 7 exons. The record is from RefSeq and is a predicted model, not a curated record. Gene Ontology annotation, biological process: proteasome-mediated ubiquitin-dependent protein catabolic process. Gene Ontology annotation, molecular function: proteasome binding; endopeptidase inhibitor activity. Bases 45 to 872 code for a protein of 275 amino acids.